Messenger RNA from Scomber scombrus (Atlantic mackerel), 4528 nucleotides. Its product is annotated as protein-tyrosine kinase 2-beta-like. NCBI's taxonomy places the organism in Eukaryota, Metazoa, Chordata, Actinopteri, Scombriformes, Scombridae. Gene Ontology annotation, biological process: signal complex assembly; protein phosphorylation. The transcript has 30 exons. The record is from RefSeq and is a predicted model, not a curated record. Gene Ontology annotation, cellular component: focal adhesion; cytoskeleton. Gene Ontology annotation, molecular function: protein tyrosine kinase activity; ATP binding. Bases 346 to 3183 code for a protein of 945 amino acids.
UUUCCUCUUUCAGUUACUGAUGUGUCUCUUCAGGGUAAAGCUUCAGAUACGUUUUUGGUGCGUUAACCUGCCGAAGAAGACCAACAAUCAAAUCUGGACUUAACAAAGUGAAAAUGAAGGCUGUGCGUUCCUGCCAUUGACUUGUCGUCAGUCUUAAAGACUGACAGUACCAUACUUGUGUUUGGCGGUGGAGCUUGUGCAAGACUGCUUUGAUAUGUCCAUGCAUGUAUGUGCAUUUAUGUGACGGUAUGAUGUGAAUGAGAGAGAAGGAAGUGAAUGAAAUGGUGUGUGUGUAACAACGAUGUACGUUUACGUGCAGUAGCAACACUGUGUUGAGUGUGUGUGAUGUCGGGGGACGACAGCACCCUGUCCUGGAGGAGCAUGUCUCCCACCAUCCAGACAAAUAUCUCAGAUGUGUCUCCCACGACAACUGUCCCCAAGAACAACAUCUCUAGGAAGAUCAUCAAAGUAUGUUACCUUAGCAACAACUCCAACCUGGACAAGAACUUCAAACUGGUCGGCUGUGAAGAAGGAUGGACUGUCAGGUCUGUCCUCAACUUGGUUCUUACUAGCGGCUGUGUGGGUGCGGAUAUAAAACACACCCUCUGUUACGGCCUCCUCCUCAAACACCUCAAGUCUUUAGAGGAACACUGGCUGCACCCAGACCUUCCUGUGUCUGAACUGAGCCAGCGGUAUGAGCAGCACCAUGUUGAGGCUGAGUGGAGAUAUGACCUCAGGAUCAGAUACAUCCCAUCAGAUUUCAUCGAGAAAUUCAAAGACGACAGAACCACUAUGCUCUACUUUUACCAGCAGGUGCGAAGUGACUAUAUGCUUGGGUACGCGACUAGAGUCAGCGAAGGGAUGGCUCUACAGCUCGGCUGUCUGGAAAUUAGGAGAUACUGCAAAGACAUGGAUCCAAAUGGACUGGAGAAAAAGUCCAACUAUGAACAAUUAGAGAGGGAUGUGGGACUGGAUUUGUUCUUUCCCAAAGAGCUGCUCAGCAAAACGAAGGCGAAGCAGUUGCGUCGGUUGAUCCAGCAGACGUUCCACGGCUACUCCACUCUGACACCGGACCAGUGCAUGGCCAGGUUCUUCACCACUCUCUAUCAGUGCGUGAGCUUCACACAGGAGAGCUUCGCCUGUCAGCUAGUGCAAAUUUGGAAUGUAACAAUAGACCUGGUCAUUGGUCCUGAGGGCAUCAGUCAACGAACAGAAAACUUAAAAUCCACAUGUCUGGCCACGUUCUCUGACGUGCGCAGCAUCUCCUACUCUGCAGAGAGUGACGGUCGGGCUCUGCUCACCAUAACCAUGGAGGGAGCUGAACAGCCGUUGUCAGUGAGCACCUCGUCCCUGGCUGAAGCAGAGAACAUGGCUGACCUGAUUGAUGGCUACUGUCGGUUGGAAAGCGGCUCUGAGACCUCCCUCAUUAUCAGUCCCAACAAAGCAAGAGACACAAGAAUGAAACUGCCUGACAUCCCAACACAAUGUGGUGUUUCCAGAGGUCCUUAUAGAGGUGUGAAUUCAGAAAUUUAUGCUGAGAUUCCAGAAACUGCAGCAAACUCUUCCGAUAAGUACAGGGUCUCCAGAACUGAUGUCAAUGUGGGUCACAUCCUGGGUGCAGGAUUCUUCGGAGAGGUUCAUGAUGGAUUUUAUAAAAGCCCAACAGGGAAGAGAAUACGUGUGGCCAUCAAAACAUGCAAAGACUGUACAGCUGAUGUGAAAGAGAAGUUUCUCAGUGAGGCUGGCUUGAUGAAAAAUCUGGAUCAUCCCCACAUUGUGCGUCUUAUCGGAGUCAUCGAGGUUGAUCCUGUCUGCAUCAUCAUGGAGCUCUAUGAACAUGGAGAGUUGGGGGAAUAUCUCAAGAACCAGCAGUACGUCAUCACAAAUGCAACGUUAAUCCUGUACAGUCUACAAAUCUGCAAAGCCUUAGCUUACCUGGAAGGACUCAACAUGGUGCACAGGGAUAUAGCUGUAAGAAAUGUCUUGGUGGCGUCUUCUGAAUGUGUCAAGCUUGGAGACUUUGGUCUGUCUCGCUACGUUGAGGAACAGGAGUAUUACAAAGCCUCACUUUCUCGAUUACCGAUCAAAUGGAUGGCACCAGAAUCCAUCAACUUCAGACGCUUCACCACAGCCAGUGAUGUCUGGAUGUUUGGUGUAUGUGUGUGGGAGAUCUUCUCAAUGGGCCAGCAGCCAUUCUUCUGGAUGGAGAACGGGCAGGUGAUUAAUCACCUCGAGACAGGAGUUAGACUGCCCAAACCACAGAUCUGCCCACCCAACGUUUACUCCCUACUCACCAGCACUUGGGCCUAUGAGCCGCAAGGCCGGCCCAGGUUCAGCGAACUCGUCUGCUCCCUGAGUGACAUCCACAAGAUGGAGCAGGAGGCUGAGACGAUGCAAGGCAAAUCCCGCUCCAUCUCAUCGAUGUUUGACCCCAGCCUCACAGAACCCCCACCAAAGCCAUCCAGGACACAAGGCAACACCCUUCCUCGAGUCUCGAACAAAUCGGCAACAGACAAUGAUACCAGGCCAGCAUGGCAAAAAGAGAUGUCGCGAGUUGAAGACACAUUACAGAGACAAAAAAGAGAGAUGCUGAUGGAUAAACAGUGGCUGGAGCAUGAAGAGAAGCAACUGGAUCCUUCCGUGCGAGUGGAUUUAUACGCUAAGCCUCUUGAAAAAAGCCCAGAUAAAGGUCCUCCAGUGAAGCCUCCAAUGCCUGCUGCAGUCACACAGUCUCGGGCCACAGCUGAGCUGGACCGAUCCGAUGAUAAGGUUUACACUGGCGUCAUGGAAAUAGUGAAACAGGUGGUCAUGCUGAAGAAUGACAUCAACACGCUCCCAUCCUCAGAGUAUCCCACUGCUGUCAAAGCCUUGGGUGUCACUCUUCGUAGCCUGAUGCAAAGUGUUGAUGAGAUCAUGCCUUCUUUGCACAGCUCCGUCACAACAGAGAUCGAGGGCACUAAGAAACUGCUGAACAAGGAUUUAGGGGAGCUAAUCAGUAAGAUGCGACUGGCCCAGCAGAACGACGUCACCACGCUGAAGGAGGAGUGCCAGCGGCAGAUGUUGGCAGCCGCUCACACCCUGGCACUGGACUCCAAAAAUCUGCUGGAUGCAGUGGAUCAGGCUCGAGUCAGAGCCAACCUGGCUAAGCCAAAACCUGACUCUGAAGAUGCAGAAAAAUCAUAGGAGUGAGGAGCAAACGGACAUGGAAUUGAGUGGGAAUAGUAGGAUGCAUCUAUUUUUAUUCAAACUAUGUAGAUGUUCUGGUUUGAACAGCAGUGAUGAUCAAAGAUAACAUAAUAUAUUCAUAUUUUCUCCAAAAAAGUGAACUAUGGUAAAGCUGCAUUCAGACCAAAAGCGUCUGACGCGAAUUGAGCAGCAAGUCCACAUAGAAAAUGAAUGUAAAUGGCGCGAUCACACGCGAUUUUAUAUCAGGCGGCGCGAAUGAAGCGUCUAAAACGAAUGAAUGAAUGAAUGAAUGAAGCAUCUGAAGCGGCGCGAUGCCGCCUGAAAAGUUCAAAUUUUCCAACUUUAUUCGCGCCGCUUCAGAUGCUUCAUUCAUUCAUUCAUUCAUUCAUUCAUUCGCUUCAGACGACAUCCAAUCAGCGGCGAGUUUCUCCCGACGUCACAAGCGCGAAUGAAGCGAUGAUCCAAAAAUGUAUAUUUAUGAUCAAGCGGCGCGAUAGAAGCGAUUCAAGCGAUUUUUUCGCGUCAGACGCUUUUGGUCUGAACGCAGCUUAAGUCACACUGAGCAUUUCUUGAAGCUGAAGAAAUCAAUAUGUAAGCACAAUAAAGUUUUCAUAGUUUAUUUUUUAUUUUAAUUGUUUUUAUCAUUAAAGACUACAACACCUGCAGUGUUUUUUCUGCAACAGCUUGUCAACAUUUAUGCAACCACUGACUACAGUUCAUUUCACUGUGAGUGUCUUAUACCUAUUUAAAGAUGGACUAACUCAAACAUUUUAAUCUGAGCUUGUGAGAACAAAGUUCUAAAUUUGUGACACCUUUUGAACAGAUUAUAACAUCUCUUUUUUAUGCAGACUAGAAGACGCAAUGUCAGGAAGGAGAAAAAUAAAGAUCUAUAACUGGCCUCUUAAAAAUAAUAAUCCAUCCCAUAAAUAAAUACCUCUGUAAUUAAGGAGAAGCAGGUAUGAACAUGGACUCUGCAGUAAGAAACAGCCAAAGUGUGACUGCUUAAAGCCACUGCAGAGUUUACAGUUGAUAAAUUAAUGCCAAGUGAACUUACCUUUACCACUGGCAGGCUUUUUGAACACAAGCAAUUAAGGAAAUGAACACAAAAUGUCAUGACCUGCAUCUCUGCUUUCUUCCACUGCCAAAGAAACCAUGCCCACAGACUUUCUGAGUUAAUUAAAAACUUUAUUAUAUUACUCUAUUGUAAUUAUUGCCUCAAUGUUGCCAGACAAUUAACACUUUCCUGUUGAUUAUUGUUGCAGCAUAUUGUAACUUUUCUUUUUGACUUAUUUCUUCUGCAAUCCCACUUGACUUCCUUAUGUGUCGCUGCAAGACUGAUUUA